GAUGUUUAACUUAAGUUUAAAUUAUCUUUUGUUAAAGUUGUUAUAUCAAAUGCUAUUUGUAAUUCCGUAAUAAUAUAUAAAACAAGUUAUUAUUAAAACUUUAUAAUAUAUUCAUGUAAUAUAACUAUAAGAACGGUUAAUUUGUAAUUUGUAGAGUCGCUCAAAGUUCUGUACGGAAAAUAUUUUUGUGAUAAGUUUUUGAACAUGUCUAAAGUUAAGUUAAAUUUAAUAGCAGCUGCCUGUGAAAACAUGGGUAUUGGUAGCAACGGAUCGCUGCCGUGGAGACUGAAAAAAGAAAUGGAAUACUUCACGACAAUGACGACUAAAGUCAAAGAUGCAUCGAAAAUCAACGCUGUGAUUAUGGGAAGGAAGACUUGGGAUUGCAUUCCGAAUAAAUACAGACCUCUGGAAAACAGACUGAAUAUUGUACUCACGCGGCAUGUGGAUGUUAUCAAAGACAAGGUCCCUAAGGAUGUUGUGGUUGUGUCCGGCUUAGAUGAAGCCAUAAGCUAUAUUAUUGAUAGGAACGAUGUUGAAUCCACUUGGGUUAUUGGAGGUUCGUCUGUAUAUCAGGCAUCAAUGGAUCAUCCAAAUUGCGGGAAGAUUUAUUUGACUGAAAUACAAAAAACUUUUGAUUGUGACACAUUCUUCCCAAACAUCAAUAGACAACGGUUCCAUCUCAUUGAUGAAGAUGAUAUACCCAGGGAUAUACAGACAGAGGGAGAUAUUAGUUACUAUUUUAGAGUUUACAAACGACUCUAACAAGAAUUUUAUUGAACAUAUUAUAUAAAUAUCUCAUGAUUUUUGCCCUCGUAACAUUAUCUCGGCUUGCUAGCUGAGGUUGAGUCAUUUUUGUUUUACAUACAAUAAAUUGUACAGUUGAUUGCCUUUUGUAUGUUUAUAAUAAAUAAACAUUCAUGUCACAAUAGAAAUGUCCUAUGUAGAUUUAUAUAUGUGCAAGAAUAUCUUUAUUUAAUAUUAUGUUUAAAAAAUAUGUAAAAUUUUAGAUAGUUGAGGAAUAGAUUUCACAUAAUCUAGUAAUGCUUGGUUGUGUUAUAACUAUAAUGGUAAGCAAUUGUUCUGAGAUAUUUUUAUAACCGCAUUGAUGAAUAACUUAGACUUGGUAUUUUUCUGUAUUUCAUAUUUUUUGAUACACUUUUUAUACGAUAUAUUCUGAGAGCACACAUUUUAUUCGAAACGAAUAUUAAAAAUUUCGGAACGCACCCGGAGUGACGUUAGAGCGAUGACAUUUGUUUUAUUCACUUUUGCGCGGGAAAAUAUUUGUCGACGCGAUUUGUGAGUGUCUUUGCAAAUUAAAUUUAACUUAUUCAAGGUUUUUUUGUUUUAAGAUAAUAAUUAAUUAGUUAACAAUCUUUAAGACAGGUUUGUUCCUAUUAUGGUUAGAUUUGUUAUUUUAAAGCUGUAGAUUUGUAAGACAACAAUAUAUUUUUAAUGAUUUUGUUCUAUGUAUGAAUUUAUACAUAUAUAUUAUAAUAAAAUGCA
This is a messenger RNA of Danaus plexippus (monarch butterfly), 1503 nucleotides long. It is a transcript of the gene Dhfr, whose product is annotated as dihydrofolate reductase. The record is from RefSeq and is a predicted model, not a curated record. Bases 205 to 762 code for a protein of 185 amino acids. Gene Ontology annotation, biological process: glycine biosynthetic process; tetrahydrofolate biosynthetic process; dihydrofolate metabolic process. NCBI's taxonomy places the organism in Eukaryota, Metazoa, Arthropoda, Insecta, Lepidoptera, Nymphalidae. Gene Ontology annotation, cellular component: mitochondrion. The transcript has 4 exons. Gene Ontology annotation, molecular function: NADP binding; dihydrofolate reductase activity.